Molecule: messenger RNA, 3415 nt
Organism: Megalops cyprinoides (Indo-Pacific tarpon)
Lineage: Eukaryota; Metazoa; Chordata; Actinopteri; Elopiformes; Megalopidae
Gene: unc5a
Product: unc-5 netrin receptor A
Exons: 16
Coding region: 415-3132 (905 amino acids)
Biological process (GO): anterior/posterior axon guidance; netrin-activated signaling pathway
Cellular component (GO): membrane
Molecular function (GO): netrin receptor activity; protein binding
Source: RefSeq, a predicted model, not a curated record
GUUCCUUCGCUAAAAUCAGUUCAUACGGAAUUUGUACCGAAGAAGGAGGCAUUUCGCAAACAGGACAGAAUAUAGAGAGCAGAGGAAGCAGUCUCCCGCCGCCCCUCCGCUACUGAACGAAGUGGAGCGCUAUUUAGAUACAUUUAAAAAAGAGCAGGCUGGAAACGCGCAGCAAGCGUUCUGUAUUUACCACACCUGUGAUGCGCUGUUUCUGAGCAACGAAGACGCACAGCGGGGAUACCAAUGGACAAGGUUCCGGACAAGGGUAUUUGCUGAAAGAAUACUCCGAUGCAGCCGUAGUAAGAUUGGCGGAAGAACGCGUGAACUGCGCUUUGGACAUACGAAAUAGAGAUAUCAGUCUUCAUUUUGUCGCGCCACAUUCUUUGUCGAAACUUCAACGGUAAGGUGAUAAUUAUGAUGGUGUUCCACCUGGGUUCCUUUGUCAGCUGGAGGUCCGGAGUAAUGCUUGUGCGGGGCUUGCUGCUUUUCGCCGGAUUUACCUGCAUCGACUCCCAGCAUGUGGCCACAGUGACGAACCCCCUCCCGGCAGCCUUCUCGGACCUGCUGCCCCACUUCCUGGUGGAGCCGGACGACGUGUACAUUGUGAAGAACAAGCCGGUCACCCUCACUUGCCGCUCCACCCCGGCCACGCAGAUCUACUUCAAGUGCAACGGGGAGUGGGUCCACCAGGACGACCACCUGAUCGAGCGCACCGUGGACCCUGCUACCGGGCUGCCAGUUAUGCAGGUGAAAAUUGACAUCUCCAGGCAGCAGGUGGAGAAGAUCUUCGGGCUGGAGGACUACUGGUGCCAGUGUGUAGCCUGGAGCACUACAGGAACCCAGAAGAGCCAAAAGGCAUACGUACGGAUCGCUUAUCUAAGGAAGAACUUUGAAGAGGAGCCAUUGGGCAAGGAAGUGGCCCUGGACCAGGAAGUCCUGCUAAGAUGCCACCCCCCAGAGGGCAUCCCAACUGCGGAGGUUGAGUGGCUGAAGAAUGAGGAGCUGAUCGACCCCGCCACCGACCCCAAUUACUACAUUACCGUCGACCAUGACCUCAUCAUCAAACAAGCUCGUCUGGCAGACACGGCCAACUACACCUGCGUGGCCAAGAACAUCGUGGCCCGGCGCAAGAGCUCCUCUGCGACCGUCAUUGUUUAUGUCAAUGGCGGCUGGUCCACAUGGACGGGGUGGGCGGCCUGCAGUGCCACCUGCGGGCGGGGCUGGCAGAAGAGGAGCCGGAGCUGCACAAACCCCACCCCCCUGAACGGAGGCACCUUCUGCGAGGGGCAGAACAUCCAGAAAAGCGUCUGCACUGCCACCUGUCCAGUAGAUGGAGGCUGGAGCGAGUGGAGCAAGUGGUCGGCCUGCGGGGCGGACUGCACCAUGUGGCGGAGCAGGGAAUGCAGCCAGCCCGCACCUGGGACCGGGGGCAAGGACUGCCAGGGCCUGGACCUCCAGUCGCUCAACUGUACCAGCGAGCUGUGCCCACAGACUGCAUCGGGCCCCGAGGACGUGGCCCUGUAUGUGGGCAUCGUCGCCGUGGCGAUCUGCCUGACCCUCCUCCUUAUCGUGGUGGUGCUGGUGUACCGGCGCAAGAAGGAGGGCCUGGACGCCGACGUGGCCGACUCGUCCAUCCUCACCACCGGCUUCCAGCCCGUGGGCGUCAAGCCCGCCAAGCCAGAGAACUCCCAUUUGCUUACCAUCCAGCCUGACCUCACUACCACAACAAGCAGUUACCAGGGUAGCCUGCGUUCACGUCACGAUGCCACCACCAAGCUCUCUGUGACCAAUGGGCCACUGCUGGACCCGUUACCCAACGGGUCGCACACGCUUCACAAUGGCAAACUGCCCUCUGACCCUGCAGAGUUCAUGAACCGGCUGUCGGCUCAGGGUUACUUUAAGACCCUGCCCCGUGACACUGCCAACACCUCCUAUGGCACCUUCAACUUCCUGGGAGGACGACUGACCAUUCCCAACACUGGAAUCAGCCUGCUUAUUCCUCCAGAGGCCAUUCCCAGAGGGAAAAUCUAUGAGAUUUAUCUCACGGUUCACCGCAAGGAAGACGUGAGACUGCCCCUCGCUGGCUGCCAGACUCUCCUCAGCCCCAUCAUCAGCUGUGGCCCGCCAGGCGUGGUUCUGACCCGGCCGGUCAUCCUCAGCAUGGACCACUGCUCCGACGCCAACCCUGAGAACUGGGCCAUGAGGCUGAAGAAACAGUCAUACGAGGGCACGUGGGAGGAUGUGCUGCAGGUGGGGGAGGAGCUGCCCUCGGACCCUUUCUUCUGCCAGCUGGAGGCGGAGACGUGCCGCGUGUUCACCGAGCAGCUGGGCCGCUUCGCCCUGGUGGGCGAGUCGCUCAGCAUGGCCGCCGCCAAGCGGCUCAAGCUGGUGGUGUUCGCCCCCAUCCACUGCACCACCCUGGAGUACAGCAUCCGCGUCUACUGCAUGGACGACACCCAGGACGUGCUCAAGGAGGUGAUGCAGAUGGAGAAGCAGCUGGGGGGACGCCUGAUCGAGGAGCCCCAGGUCCUCCUCUUCAAAGACAGCUACCACAACCUGCGUCUGUCCAUCCACGACAUGCCUCGCGCCCACUGGAGGAGCAAGCUGCUGGCGGGAUACCAGGAGAUCCCCUUCUACCACAUCUGGAGCGGAUCUCAGCGCAGCCUGCACUGCACCUUCACCCUGGAGCGCCUCAGUCUGAGCACGUGCGAGCUCACCUGUCAGCUCUGCGUGUGGCAGGUGGAGGGGGAGGGCCAGAGCUUCAACAUCGACUUCAACAUCGCCAAGGACAACAGGCCCCUGGACGCUGAUUUCCUGGUCCUGGACAACAGCGCCCCUGCCCUGGCCGGCCCCAGUGCGUUCCAGAUCCCAUACCUGAUCCGGCAGAAGAUCUGUAGCAGCCUGGACGCGCCCUGCCCCCACGGAGCUGACUGGAGGCUGCUGGCUCAGAGACUUCAGCUGGACAGACACCUCAGUUUCUUUGCAUCCAAAGCCAGCCCAACCUCAGUGAUCCUGGACUUGUGGGAGGCGCAGCACUUCCACAGCGGUAACCUCAACCAGCUGGCAGCCGUGAUGGCCGAGAUCGGGAAACAGGAAGCCAUGAUCUUCCUGGUGACAGACGGGGAGUGCUAACCCCCUGAACAGGAGGAGAAGGAGGGGGGGGAGGAGGAGCCUGGACAGCAUACACACCAAUGGAGGUAUGGGGGGUGGAAUACAGGGUUCAACUACCCACUCCCCACCUGAAGAGAACUCAACUUAAACCCACCGGGGUCCUGGAUGGGUCGCCAAGGGUAAUGCUUUCGGCAUUGGUGUUCUUAGUGGUUCUCUUGUCGGAACAUGGGGGGAGCCGUAAUGGCUGAGGUUAAAUUUGAGAAGCCCUUAUCAACUCUCACCCCCCCCCCCCCCCCCCAAAAAA